AUGAUGAAUGCAGAUGAGCGGGACUUUAGGCGCAUGCUAUCAAGUGCUGCUGCUACUGCUGCUACUGCUGCUACUGCUGCUACUGCUGCUACUGCUGCUACUGCUGCUACUGCUGCUACUGCUGCUACUGCUGCUACUGCUGCUACUGCUGCUACUGCUGCUACUGCUGCUAC
Messenger RNA from Trichoderma gamsii, 173 nucleotides. RefSeq lists its product as hypothetical. The annotation marks the transcript as partial. The transcript is spliced from 2 exons. The record is from RefSeq and is a predicted model, not a curated record. NCBI's taxonomy places the organism in Eukaryota, Fungi, Ascomycota, Sordariomycetes, Hypocreales, Hypocreaceae.